This is a messenger RNA of Momordica charantia (bitter melon), 936 nucleotides long. RefSeq lists its product as uncharacterized. The record is from RefSeq and is a predicted model, not a curated record. Lineage: Eukaryota; Viridiplantae; Streptophyta; Magnoliopsida; Cucurbitales; Cucurbitaceae. Gene Ontology annotation, biological process: DNA repair; telomere maintenance. Gene Ontology annotation, molecular function: DNA helicase activity.
AUGCUAACAGAAUACUUUUAUAUGUGUCAAAAGUAUGAAACUGCCAGAAAGUUUCUAUACAAAGAGUUUCCUCAACAUUAUGUAUGGGGUAAACAACUACGGAUAUGGAAGGAAAGAAAAAAAGGAGUAGUUGUAUCACGCAUUGUAGGAGCAAAUCCAAGAGAAGGAGAAAUAUAUUACCUGCGAUUGUUACUAAACCAUGUUAGAGGGCCGACAUCUUUCGAGUAUUUGCUAACUGUUAAUGGAAAAAGAUUAUCAUCAUUUAAAGAAGCAGCACGGGAAAUUGGUCUCUUAGAUUCUGACCAAAGUGUAGUAGAAUGUUUGGAUGAAGCUGUAUCAUUUGAGAUGCCUAAUGCUUUUCGAAGACUUUUUGCAACAUUAUUAAUGUAUUGCGAGCCUAUUGACGUGAGGAAAUUGUGGGAAGAUUAUUCUCAUGUAUUAUCAGAAGAUUACAGAAAAGACGAGCAACCGAAUUUGGAAUAUCAUAUACAAUGUUCUUUGCGAGAUAUAAAAGUAUUCCUCGAGUCAAUGGGCAAACAAAUCACGAUGUAUGAUUUGCCAAUAAUCAAACCCAUGCAAAUAUUUGCAAAUGAUUGUAAUACGAAAGAUAUAUUGGAUGAAAGAUCAAUUAUAGUCUCGGACGAAGAUAUUCAAGCUUCAUCAAAGUUGAAUGAAGACCAAAAGUUAGCAUAUGAUAUUAUUGUUCAGAGAAUUAUGAAUAAUAAAAGUGGUGUGUUUUUUAUAGAUGGGCCUGGAGGCACAGGAAAAACAUUUUUGUAUCGUGCAUUGCUAGCUACUAUAAGAUCAAGAGGAAUGAUAGCCAUUGCAACAGCAACAUCAGGUGUCGCUGCUUCAAUUAUGCCAGGAGGACGAACGACUCAUUCUAGAUUUAAUAUACCAUUACAAGCAAUUGAAUCAUCUAUGCAGUAUUUCUAA